AUGGCGAUUGCAGCAGCAGCAACAAAGCUCUCAUCUUUUCUCCUCUCCAAACGAGCCCCCAUCUCUCUCUCCCUCCUCCAGUCCUCCACCUCAGCUCCUCAAAUUCACAGCUCUGCCGCCCGCCCUUUCAACAAAAGCAACAAAAUUUCCAUCUUCAAUCUCGGCUUGGCGGGAAAAUCCCAGGAGAUGGAAGAAUCCUUGAAAGAAAUGGUAAAUUUUCAUUACCCAGAUGUUGAAUUCUCGUUUCAGUCCUUGGUCGAGUCCUUCUGCAGGAAUCAGAGACCAAGAGAGGCUCUCAAAGUGUUCGAGAUCGCCAGCUCAGCCAAGUUUCGGCUCCCGAUUUCGACCUGUAAUGCACUUUUGAGCUCUGUUGUUGAAGAAAGAUUGAACCUUGACGAGGUUGUAUUUGUUUAUAAGGAGAUGGUGAAAGCUGGGAUCUUGCCCAAUGUGGACACUCUAAAUUGCUUGAUUAGUGUUUUGAUUGAGGGUGGUCGAAUGGAGUUGGCAUUGGAUCAGUUUGGGAGGAUGGAGAAGAAGAAUUGCAAACCGAAUUGUCGAACAUAUGAGAUUUUGAUCUGUGGGCUUUGUUCUAAAGGAAGAGUUGAUGAAGCUGUUAGGGUUUGGGACCAGAUGUUGGAGAUUGGAUGUAAUCGCGAUCGAGACUUUUAUAUGAGUCUGGUGCCCUUGUUUUGUAGGGUUCAUAGAUUGGACGAAGCUAUUAAGCUGUUUAACUUGAUGAAAGCUGAUGGCUUUUCACCCGAUUUAUUCUUGUAUAGUGUUUUGAUUCAACAUUUAUGUGAAGAUCUGAGGAUGAAAGAUGCACUGGAAGUGUUUGAAGAAAUGACUGAAUCGGGCGUUACUCCCAUGACUUGUAUUCUCGUGGAUAUUGUGAAUGCAUAUUGCAAACUACGGGAGUUUGAUGAAGCAAUGAGCUUUGUAAAAGAAAAUGAUAUAUCUGAUGUGGAGCCUUACAAUGCAUUGCUUGAAGGGUUUUGCGAUGUGGCCAGGAUUCAAGAGGCGGCAAAAUACCUGCAAAUGAUUCAAGAGAUGGGCAUAACUGAUGUUCAUUCUUGGAAUAUCCUCAUCAACUGUUUAUGCAAAAAGGGUUUCGUUAGAAAAGCAUUUGAAGUUUUCGGGAAAAUGAUCGUAUUCUCUAAUUCACCGGACGUAGCUACUUAUUCUUCUAUCAUAACUGGAUUUUGUAAGACAUGCUCAUAUGAUAGUGCUUUGGAUUGGUUUAGGCAGGGUAUUGUGAAGAACAUGUCAUUUGGUUCUGAGUCUUGUUCCGACCUAGUUAAUGGUCUUUGUCUUAUGGAGAGGGUUCAAGAGGCCGUUGGCGUCUUUUACUGCGCUAGUACUAAAGGCUGCACUCUGACUACAAAUGCACUUGAAGUACUAAUUCAAGGUCUUUGCCUUGAUGGAAAGGUGAAAGAAGCCAUCAACCUUCGCUCCGUUGCAUCAUGUUAUGGUACUGCUUGCACAGCAUCUACAUAUGAAAUAAUUAUUCUAGGAUUGUUGGAUUUAAACAAACGAAAGGAUACCUUGCCUCUCCUUUCACAAAUGCUGAUGGGAGGCUGUAAUUUGAAUUUCAGAACCUACCGAAUUCUGAUAUGUAGUCUGUGUGUUGAAAGCACGAGCUACAAUGCUGCUAUCUUAUUCAAUCAGAUGGUUCAAGAGAGCGGCUUAGUUCCUGACACAGAAACACUUGAAAAGCUAGUUAACAUUACAUCCAAAUGUCGUCAGUUGCAUUUGGUGGUUCAUAGCUUAAAUAAAGUUAUUGAAAGUGAUGCAUUGACAAGUCCUGCACUGUGUAAUGCAAUCAUCUAUGGCCUCUUGAAAGAAGGUAAUAAGCAUGAAGCUCGUAGGUUUUUGGACUGGAUGUUAGAAAAGGGCUGGGUCCCUGAUUCUAAUACACAUGGAUUGCUGGUUGGAAAUGUUGAUGUAGAUGGAAAUGAUGGGGAAAAUGAAGCAUAUGAAGAUGGUGAUGGAGUAAGCAGUAUAUUGUCUGAGGGACUAGGUAACUCUAGCUGA
This is a messenger RNA of Asparagus officinalis (garden asparagus), 2031 nucleotides long. RefSeq names its product pentatricopeptide repeat-containing protein At3g22470, mitochondrial-like. Gene Ontology annotation, molecular function: protein binding. The record is from RefSeq and is a predicted model, not a curated record. The transcript has a single exon. The coding region runs from base 1 to 2031 and encodes 676 amino acids. NCBI's taxonomy places the organism in Eukaryota, Viridiplantae, Streptophyta, Magnoliopsida, Asparagales, Asparagaceae.